ACCAAUGGAAACACUUUACAGUCAUAAAUAAAUAUCAUGUGCUAACUGUAUUUAGAGAAUAUUUUCUUUCCGAUUUCUUCUAUUCAGUAUUAGUUAUUUUUAACAGAUUAUGUAUGGUAUAUUAUUGGAAGCUGCCAAACACUAUAUUUUAGACAAUUAUGGUGAAAAUACAUGGAUAUGGCUAUGUAAAAAAUCGACUGGUAAAGAAUUCGAUAUUGAAACUAGAAAAAUAUACCAUGAUAACCUGAUGGCAAGAAUUGCUACAAUAUUGAGUGAUAGAAUAUUCACAGAUAAAGAUAUAAUUCUUUUUGAAAUUGGACGUUAUACCAUACAAUAUUUAAUUAAAAACGGCUUUGAAAAACUACUUCGUGUACUUGGUAAAACAUUCAAAGAUUUAUUAUUAAGCUUAAAUGAUCAUCAUAAAUAUUUACGUUAUAGUUAUCAUCGUAUUAAACCACCGUCAUUUGUCAUAUUAUCCAGUACACCAAGUUGUAUAGUGUUGGAAUAUACAACAAAACGACCCGGUUAUAAUCAUUAUACAAGAGGACUAUUAUUUGAAGUAGCUAAAUACAUUUAUCAACUACAUUUAGUUAUCAAAAUUAAUUCAGAAUCACAUGAAGGUCCAAUAUAUCGAACUGUAUUCACAUUAGAACUAUGUAUUGGUGAAAGUUUUAAAGAAAGUGAGAUUUGUAUGAUAAAAACUGGAUUAGGUACAAUGAAUAUGUUAACGAAAAUUUCAAGUGAAAAUUUUUUUGGAUUAUUACCAUUCCAUUUGUUAAUCGAUAAGAAUUUGAUUAUACAAAGUGCUGGACAACGAUUAUUAGAAUUUCAGCCAACUCUAAUUAAUACAAUGUUUCAAGAACAUUUUGUCAUCAUGUUGCCAAUUAUGAAACCCUUAUUUGAUCGGAUUAUGAUGUUUUCCUCUUCUACGUUUAAAAUCGGGCUAAAGAUGGACGAAAGAAAAAUGAAUGAAAGUCAUAAAUCAAUAUUAUAUCUUAAAGGUCAAAUGAUUUAUAUAAAAGAAUGGUCAAUGUUACUUUUUAUUGGUAAACCAAAUUUUUCAGAAACUAAAUCUUUUAUUGAUUUUGGAUUAUAUUUACAUGAUAUUAAUUUAUAUGAUAUCAAAGUUGAAAAAAUGAUUAUAGGUGAUAUAGUAUCUAAAAAUCUUUUAGUACUGUUAGAAAAACAAAAAAGAAAAAGUAAACAGUUAUCAAAAAUAGCCAGAAAACUGGAUGAACAACGAAAAAAAACGUAUCAACUGCUGGAACAAUGUUUACCUAAAGAAGUUGCACAACAAAUAAGUCAAGGAAAACACGCUUCAGAAACAAUGAAGGCAUAUGAUUCAGUGACAAUAUGUUUUACUAAAGUGGUUAAUUUUUCUAAUUAUUCUAGUCGAAUGUGUCCACAUAAAAUUGUUGAUAUAUUAAAUCAAAUGUAUACACUUUAUGAUUCAAUGACUGAAUCCCAUAAUGUUUAUAAGAUUGAAACAAUUAAUGAUAGCUAUAUGCUGGUAUCUGGCGCUCCAAGUCCAUCAUCUUUCCAUUCAGCUCAUAUAAUUGAAAUGGCAUUAGAUAUUCUAAAAGUUACAAAACAACAUCUAUUUUGGCCUAGUGAAGCUUUUUCGGAUAAUUCAACAGGAACUCAAGAUGAACAAAAUAUACCACUACAACUAUACAUUGGCUGUCAUACUGGUCCAAUUGUUGCUGGAAUUGUUGGGUUUAAAUCACCAAGAUAUUGUUUGUUUGGUGAUACAGUAAAUACUGCAAAUAGAAUGAUGAGUACUGGACUCCCAGAUACAGUUCAUAUUAGUUCGGACUUAGCGAAUAACCUUUUUAAUUAUCCUUAUAUUCUGGAAUACCGAGGUGAACAAACAAUUAAGGGUAAAGGAAAAAUGACUACUUAUUUCGUUAAAGGCCGCAAAGAAAACUUUACCAUGACUGAUACAACAACUGGAGAAGAGUUAAACUUCCGAAAAUUAUUAAAAGAAGAUGUUGAAAAUCACUGCAGACAAAUAAAUGAACUAAACUAUUCAGAUUCAGAAGUUUGUGGUUAUCAGAAUGGAAGUGAAUCAAGUUCGUCUACGCAUUCUGAAGAUGAAACAGAAGUAAAAGAAAUUCAAAAUAUUGACAAAACUGAAGAAAUAAAUUUCAAGACACAUGACACUAUACUUAUUCAAAAUAAUGUCUCGACUCAACUUUGUUUCAACAAUAAUCAAAAUAAACGUCAAUUACAGUCUAAAGAAAUGGAUUAUGUGCAAUCCAAAGAAAGUUUACCAAAAUCUAAAACAGUAGAACAAAACAAUUUGAAAUAUAAAAACAAACUAAUGAAUGAAGAUGAACAAGUAGAUUUAAUGCGAUCUUUUAAAUCUACUAAAUCGGUAAUAUUUCAAAAUAUCGUAAAUCCAUUAACAUUAGGAUUAACAGAGAUCGGUAUUGUUCAACCUGAAAAUCCACUUCAAUAUUUAGGCGACUGGUUGUGCAAAUUUUCACAAAAGUCUAUGAGUGAAGACUCAUGA
Molecule: messenger RNA, 2515 nt
Organism: Schistosoma rodhaini
Lineage: Eukaryota; Metazoa; Platyhelminthes; Trematoda; Strigeidida; Schistosomatidae
Source: the annotation of a GenBank genome assembly